GACGCCGAUACUGAGCCCACCAUGGCCACCGACGUGAGGGAUGUGGACCAGAAGCAGAAGCUUGACGAGAACCUCCUAGCCGGUAAGUUCAUUCCGUAUCGAGUCUGACACACAAUAAGAAGCACUAACUUGCUCGCCGAAGCCCUCCCGAAAGGAGGCGAGGUGGUUUCCGUCACGCCCUCCGGUAUGAGCGACUACUGCAACACCUACAGGAUCGAGGUUAGGCUCCCCGACGGCAGCUCCCAGGUGUUCUUUGAAAAGGAAGGAUCAGGAGAGGAGGGUUACGGCUGCGUGCAGUCUGCCUGGAUGUCCGAAAACGCCACCUACGAGUUUAUUCCGGAGCAUGUGCCGCGUCCGGUCGCCACGGGCACGUACAAGUCCCGUCCAGACAAGCACUUUUUCCUCGCCGAGUUCGUUGAGAUGAUUGAGGACGAUAUCCCUCGCGAGGAGUCCUACAUGAAGGCCCUUGCCGCCCUGCACAGUCGCAGCAUGGGCAAAUCGCCGACUGGCAAGUUCGGUUUCCCUGUCAAUACGCGUUUUGGCAACAUCGAGCAGGACAACACCUGGUCGGAAAGCUGGGAAGAGUUCUGGACGAGACAGAUGAGGGAUUUCCUUGACAAGGAGGACGCUGCCCACAACGGGGAGCCGCACGAGGAGCUCGAGAGGCUGCGCCCGCUGUUUUUUGAGAAGGUGUUGCCUCGGUACUUGCGUCCACUGGAGAGCGACGGCCGCUCGGUCACGCCGUGCUUGAUCCACGCAGAUCUUUGGCCCGGCAAUGUCAAGUACCAGAGCGACGGCGAGACCGUGUGCGUGUAUGACGCCUGUGCCAUGUGGGCUCAUAAUGAGGGUGCGUGCGGCCGUUGACCUCGAUUGAUCUCUUAGCCAGCUGACCCGAUCGAGCAGUCGAUCUCGGUGUCAUUCGAAACCCGAGGUACCCCCUCGGCAAGCCGUACCUAAAGGAGUACUGGAAGCAUGUUCCGAUUUCUGAGCCGGAGGAAGACGUCGAUAGCCGGAACACCCUCUACAUGCUCCGGUGCCAAAUCUUGUUGUCGACCCUUUACCCGCAUGAUCCCAAGUUGCGGGAGAUGUAAGUGCCCUUUUUCAGAGUUCAAGUGUUGUUAAGAGACUAAC
Messenger RNA from Thermothelomyces thermophilus ATCC 42464, 1131 nucleotides. RefSeq lists its product as uncharacterized. Bases 187 to 864 code for a protein of 225 amino acids. The record is from RefSeq and is a predicted model, not a curated record. Lineage: Eukaryota; Fungi; Ascomycota; Sordariomycetes; Sordariales; Chaetomiaceae. The transcript has a single exon.